AUCACUUCUAAUCAAAACCAAAACAAAAAUAUUUGAGGUUACUACAUGCGCUGGGUAUACACAAUACAGCUGUAGAAUUAAAUACGAGAAUUUGUUGCUCCUUUAAAUAAAAAAAUGGACGCUGAGGAACUAGCUCUGCCUGCGGAUACACUAAAGAUACUACAGGAAUUUUUAGAAGAAAAAGCGAAAAGGGAACGUGAGGAGUUGGAACGGAUAGAUAAAAAAUCGGAUGCAGAUAUUAUGUUUGAAGAAGAUUGGCAAUUGAGUCAGUUUUGGUAUAGUGAAUCCACAAAGCAAGCGCUAGGUAAAUUGGUAAGCAAACUGCUGGCUGAACAACAAAAUGAGUUACAUGUGACAAAUUAUCGCAUCGCUCUACUUUCCUGCCCAUCGCUCUAUAGCACAAUUAAACAAGUGCACAACAAUGUAAAAAUCUUCGAGUUCGACAAACGUUUUGCUGCUUAUGGGGACGACUUCGUAUUUUAUAACUUCAACAACGCAGAUGACAGUGGAUAUUUCCAGGAAUACAAAGAAUCAUUCGACCUUAUUAUAGCCGAUCCACCAUUCUUAUCCGAAGAAUGUAUGACUAAGAUGUCUAAAAUUAUAACGAAUUUACAAAAGUCAACUACAAAAGUAGUUUUUUGUUCCGGAGCCGUGGUAGAACCAUGGCUCACCAAGUGCCUACAAUUAAAGAAAUGCAGCUUUGAACCAACUCACGAGCGUAAUUUGGGCAAUGAGUUUGUUUCCUACGCGAAUUUUGAUCUUGACAACUACUUAAGUUGAUAAUAGGCUUAGUUACAUUAAAAAAUAA
This is a messenger RNA of Zeugodacus cucurbitae (melon fly), 808 nucleotides long. Its product is annotated as protein-lysine N-methyltransferase CG9154. The transcript has 3 exons. Lineage: Eukaryota; Metazoa; Arthropoda; Insecta; Diptera; Tephritidae. The record is from RefSeq and is a predicted model, not a curated record. Gene Ontology annotation, biological process: methylation. Gene Ontology annotation, molecular function: nucleic acid binding; protein-lysine N-methyltransferase activity. The coding region runs from base 115 to 780 and encodes 221 amino acids.